Molecule: messenger RNA, 2155 nt
Organism: Amoebophrya sp. A120
Lineage: Eukaryota; Dinophyceae; Syndiniales; Amoebophryaceae
Source: the annotation of a GenBank genome assembly
AGUCGUUUUUCCCAAUGGGUUAUUUUUUGCUGACCGGUGCUACUGCCAGACCCUGACCUCUGUUUUUCGCGCCGUGAAGCUGCAAGACCGCAUCCGGAAUCCGUUUUCUUAAUCAGUUUAUUUAUUAUGUUCGUCGUUCAUAUUUGGUACUCGUACUAAUACCAUACUUUAGACAAGUAAAAACACAACUGGAUCUGGAGAUCAUCUCGAUCUAUUACUAUAGACUCACUCGAACACAAGCAUCAAGAUGGCCUCUUCCUCCUCCUCCUCCCCCGCCUCAAGUCAGAAGAAGAUCGCACUGGGCAUCGUCUCCGGCGGUUCAGGAUGUGCUUGCGCAGGCUUCGUCACUAACCCGUGCGACGUGGUGAAGAUACGGAACCAGCAGUACUCCCAACUCGCAAAAUACAAAACCUUUUCCCAAACAUUCAAAAGCAUUUUCGCUGAAGAAGGAAUGCGCGGGUUUCUGAAGGGGGUGAAGCCCACGGUCCUGCGAGAAGCGACGUAUUCUGGUGUCCGCAUGGGGAUCUACGAGCCGAUAAAAAAGGUCAUGGACACGAUUUUUCUCGGCAGCGGGGGUGCUGGUGGAACAGCAGCAGCAGGACCAGGAGGCCGAUCACCUCCCCCCUCCUCCUCAGUCCUGACAAAAUGGUCGUCCGCCUUCCUCGCAGGCGCAAUUGGGUCCGCGAUGUUUACUCCGCUGGAUCUGGUGAAGGUGCGGUUUCAGUCGCAACUCCCCUCCGAACCGGUCCCGUAUAACAACAGCGUUCUGACCGCUUUCCGGACCAUAGUCGCCGAGAGGAAUAACUCCAUUUUGGGUUUGUACCAGGGCGUCGUCCCCACGGUAAUAAGAGCGGCGUUCUUGACCUCGGCACAGCUCGGGACGUAUGACGUGGUGAAAAACGAUCUGCUGUUGAAAUACUACUUCGAACCCAAGGACAAAGACAGCAAAACGGUCCACUUUGCGGCGUCUUUGAUCACCUCCGUCGUCGCCUGCACCGCGAGCAAUCCCGCAGACGUGAUCAAAACCAGAGUGAUGAACGCGAAAAAGGGCGGUAUGAGCAAGGUGGCCACGGGAGUGGUUAUCAAAUGUAAAAAUGUCUGGGUCUGGAUGAUUGCAACUUGUCAUGCUAAAUCUGAAUCAUGUAAAAAUCUGUGUUGCAUGAUUACCAAAAGUUGUCCACUUUUGACCUAAUCGAGAGGCAGUUUCUCAUGCAGAAUAGGCAUGAUGGAACUCUCACAGAAUCUGUCAUGCUAUGUCCUACAUACCAAACCUCAUGGGUCAUGGAAAAUAUGCAUGACAAACUUGGCACUUUUCCAGACCCAGACAUUUUUGCAUUUGAUAGUGGUUGCUGGUGGACUACACUCUACUUCACAGUCUUCAUCUACUGUAUCGUCCGGAGCAGCGGGAGCGUCGGUAGCGUCGAACACUUCGACACUGCACCAUGUCAUAUGCAUUGCAAAAGUGAUGUCUGGGUCUGGAAGAAUGCAGGAGUUUGUCAUGCAGAUUUUGCAUGACCCAUGAGGUCUGUGAUGCAUGCCCUAGCAUCAGAGAUUUUGCGAGUGCUAUCUGAUGUUCAUACCGCAUGAGAAAUGCCCUCUCCGCGUAGCACAAAAUACACCUCUUUUGCUGUUCAUGCAAUACAGAUUUUAUGUAGAGUCCAGAGGUAGCAUCACAAGUUCCAGUCUUCCAGACCCAGACAUAUUUGCAAUCCAUAUGUCGUGCAGUUGUACAAAUCCGAGGGGUUGCUCGGCUUUCUCAAUGGGUGGAAGGCGAGUUACUGCAGACUGGGACCACACACGAUCAUUUCCUUCGUGCUCAUUGAGAAAAUUAGGUUGGCGAUGGGGCUGAAUACCGUGUGAUGGUGUUGGUUUUGGGAUGGUGGCGGUGCGUUUGGUGUGGAAGGAGUGGCGCUUUUGUUGAUCCAGUGUCAUGAUCUCGCCAGAUUGAGAUCCAACAGCAGAGCUUCAAUGUGACAAACUUGUACACUCCACCCAACAGCGACAGCAUCUUUUGACAGGAGGAACUAUGGCUACAACUUUCUUACACUCGAAGCAAUGCAAGUACAAAGACAUCAAACUAUACAACUGUUAGACAGUAGUUUUUACACGUUCGACGUCACGCACCAAGCCCGUGCGCAGUUGUAUUUUAUCCCGG